Enterospora canceri is the source of this 870-nucleotide messenger RNA. The record is from the annotation of a GenBank genome assembly. Lineage: Eukaryota; Fungi; Microsporidia; Enterocytozoonidae.
AUGCAGGCAAUGAAGAAAUACGAAGAGUUUAAAGCCGUUGAGGCCGGUGCAACGGAAUGUAUCUUCAAAAUGGUCAACUCCUCAUUUCUUAGGCCCAGUACAGAUAUUCUAAUUGAUGACAUUCACAGAGUCAUAAUUAUGAUCAAAACACAGUCUGGAUACAUCCAAAGGAUGAUUACGAACGCAAAUAACACCCUGAUGUUUCUCUUGCCAUUUAUGAAUUAUGACGAACUCAACACCAGGUUUGCAGAUAACAAAUCUGAUUUGGUGAAUUUUAUGAAGAAAACAAGGACAUUCCCUGUGAAACACACUGACAAGUACGUGAAAGCAAUAGUUGACGAUAAUAGCAACAAUUUGGGAGCAUUCUUUGGUGUUGUACGACACAACCUGCAUCCACAGCUUCCAUUUGCAUUCGCCCUGAAGUCGAUUUUUGUUGGUGAUGGUGAAUACGCCUAUGUUGCGAUUUUUAUAGAAGAUAAUGCCACAAGAUACCUCUCACAGCUGAUGCUGGUCUCUAAGCUUGGAUCAACCUACAGAAUGUUCAACGUUGAGCCAGGAAAGGCGGAUAUGGAUAUUCGUCCAAGAAGGAAGGUCCUCAUCAAUGCAACUACGAAAUUCAAGGAUGUGACCAAGACCGUAAAGAAGACUGUUGGGACGUCGACUGAAACAACCACAGUUGUCUUUGUAGAGCAUUCGCUGAGGAAGUACAGUCGCAGUCGUGUGGCAUUCAACGUAUUCUGCCUAAUAAUUCUUAUCAUAUUCAUUCUGGUGGGUAUUGCCCUUGGAAUUGUGUGUGCCGUAUUGUACAGGAAGCAUAGAAUGGGAAAGAAUGUUGUAUUGGACGAAGAGAAGGAAAUAAAAGGGGAGUAA